Messenger RNA from Poeciliopsis prolifica (blackstripe livebearer), 1398 nucleotides. RefSeq names its product electron transfer flavoprotein subunit alpha (gene etfa). The record is from RefSeq and is a predicted model, not a curated record. Gene Ontology annotation, molecular function: electron transfer activity; flavin adenine dinucleotide binding. The transcript is spliced from 12 exons. Lineage: Eukaryota; Metazoa; Chordata; Actinopteri; Cyprinodontiformes; Poeciliidae. Gene Ontology annotation, cellular component: mitochondrion. The coding region runs from base 77 to 1078 and encodes 333 amino acids.
CCUACAAACGUCCUUGCAUAAAGUCCACUAGUGGAUAUCCCUACGCUGAAGCUAGACGAAACGUGAGGUGUCCAUUAUGAACAGAGUUUUAAACAAAUCAUCUCUGAGGAAUCUGACUGGCCUCAUCCAGAGGUUUCAGAGCACCUUGGUCGUCGCAGAACACAACAAUGACAAGCUGACCCCCAUUACUCUCAAUGCCAUCACUGCUGCCGGUAAGCUGGGCGGAGAUGUGUCUUGUCUGGUUGCAGGAACAAACUGUGCAAAGGUUGUGGAGGAGAUCAGUAAAGUGCAGGGUGUGAAGAAGAUCUUGGUGGCUCAACAUGACUCUUACAAAGGUGCCUUGCCAGAGGAAUUGACUCCCCUUAUCUUGGAAACACAAAAGCAGUUCAACUUUACUCAUAUCUGUGCUGGUGCAUCUGCUUUUGGAAAGAAUCUGCUUCCCAGAGUUGCUGCCAAGUUGGAUGUUGCCCCAGUUUCAGAUAUUAUUGAAAUCAAAUCUCCAGAUACUUUUGUCAGGACUAUUUAUGCAGGAAACGCCCUCAGCACGGUGAAAUGUAACGAGGCGGUCAAGGUCUUCACUGUCCGAGGGACGGCAUUCGAAGCAGCUUCAACAGAGGGAGGAAGUGCUGCGUCAGAAGAAGUCGCUUCUACUCCUGCCGCUGGAGUUUCUGAGUGGCUCGAGCAAAAUUUGACAAAGAGCGACCGUCCCGAGCUGACAAGUGCAAAGGUUGUGGUGUCAGGAGGAAGAGGCUUGAAGAGCGGAGAGAAUUUCAAACUGCUUUACGACCUUGCUGACAAAUUGAACGCUGCUGUUGGUGCAUCCAGAGCUGCAGUGGAUGCUGGGUUCGUCCCUAAUGACAUGCAAGUCGGACAGACUGGCAAGAUCGUAGCACCCGAGUUGUACAUUGCAGUUGGAAUCUCUGGAGCAAUCCAACACCUGGCUGGAAUGAAAGACAGCAAGACUAUUGUUGCCAUCAACAAAGACCCUGAAGCUCCCAUUUUCCAGGUGGCUGACUAUGGCCUUGUGGCGGAUCUUUUCAAGGCUGUUCCUGAGAUGACAGAAGCUCUAAGCAAGUGAGGGGAAUCGAACCAGCGUGAACCAGAGCAACCAUAGAAAACAGUCAACGCCUUAACACGUUUUUAAAGCUGUAUGUUGGUGUUCUACAAAAUCCCAUUCUUUUAAUUCCAGUUUGAAUGUAGACUGCAGAUAUCAGAUGGUUAAUGGUUAACCUCUGCUUGCAUCUUUUUGCUUUCUGUAGUACAUGUAAAUUGUAUUUAAAGUCUUGGAACAGUACUUUUGGAUGUCUGAAUCUUACAUGUAAGAAGGAAAAGAAAAUGUACAGUAAGUAAAGAGAUGCUUUUGAAAAGCAGUGUAUUAAACACAUAUCUCAGAACGUC